AUGCUCAUUCGCUACCGAGCCAACGAGCACGGACUGGAGAAGCAGCGAGGGGCGAAGCGCUUAAAAGCAGACGAAGCUUCUGAUGGCGAAGCGGGUGCUGCAGCCGACGUCGCUGGUGGUGCGGAGGAGGAGGAGGAGCAGGGGCAGGAGGGCUUCUCCUUCCGUGUGUGCGACUCGCUGCUCAACAUCGGCCCCAUCCGAGACCUCGUGCCCGUCCCAGCAUUCCCCACGCCCACUUCCCAGCAUCAACAGCAGCAGCAACAGGAAGUGGGAAAGCUGCAGAUGCUAGUGGCGUGCAGUGGGCAUGGGAAGAACGGUGCGCUGUCGGUGCUGCUGCAGCGAGUGCCACUGGACGUGCUCACACAGGUACGCCCAGCCCACUCCCCAGAAGGAACAGCAACAGCAGCAGCAGCAUCAGAUGCUGGUGGCGUGCAGUGGGCAUGGGAAGAAUGGCGCUCUGUCGGUGCUGCUGCAGCGAGUGCCACUGGACGUGCUAACACAGCCAGGGAGGGAGGAGAAGAUGGGCAGGCAGCAGCAGGCGGGGCAGGAGGGACAGCCGUAGAGGGGGAGGGAGCAGGAAAGGGAGGUAUAGGAGGGGUUGAGGGCGGUGAGCAGGGGUGUAGAGCAGGUGCUAUGGAGGUGGAGGGAGGGAGUGGGGUGGGGGGUGGAGAAGGUGGGAAGGGAGAUAGAGGCAGCAGUUACCAUGGGUUCCUUGUGCUGGCGUUUGAAGGGCAAAGCAUGGUGCUAGAAACAGUCCUAGAAACAGGUGAGUUGCUUCGGGAGGUCGCAGCAAAGGGCAGCUUUAUCACCGAUGCCCCCACCCUCCUGGCCGGCAAUCUCUUCUCGCGCCCCUCUCUUUCCUGCCCCUCCUGCCCCUUUCCCCCUCUCAUGUACUUCUCUCCCUCAGGUGCUGGAGACAGGUGA
Molecule: messenger RNA, 924 nt
Organism: Closterium sp. NIES-65
Lineage: Eukaryota; Viridiplantae; Streptophyta; Zygnematophyceae; Desmidiales; Closteriaceae
Source: the annotation of a GenBank genome assembly